This is a messenger RNA of Fusarium redolens, 2454 nucleotides long. RefSeq lists its product as uncharacterized. Gene Ontology annotation, molecular function: glycosyltransferase activity. The transcript has 6 exons. Lineage: Eukaryota; Fungi; Ascomycota; Sordariomycetes; Hypocreales; Nectriaceae. The record is from RefSeq and is a predicted model, not a curated record. The coding region runs from base 1 to 2454 and encodes 817 amino acids. Gene Ontology annotation, cellular component: cytoplasm.
AUGGCUGCUCAAGGUGCUGGAGAGCAUGUUUAUGCCACGCUUCUUCUAAGCGAUUCCUAUCUUCCUGGCGCACUCGUUCUCGCUCACUCUCUUCGCGAUGCGGGAGCCCAUCGCAAGCUGGCAGUGCUGGUCACACUCGAUACCGUGUCCGCUGACUCCAUUACACAGCUCAAGCGGGUCUACGACUACAUCUUCCCUGUGCCGCGCAUUCGCAAUGACCACCCGGCCAAUCUGUACCUAAUGAACCGUGGCGACCUGCAUUCAGCGUUUACCAAGAUCAAUCUAUGGAAACUCACACAGUUUUCCAAGAUUGUCUACAUCGACGCUGAUGUGGUCGCAUAUCGAGCUCCUGACGAGCUUUUCGACACACCUCAUCCCUUCGCAGCUGCCCCCGACAUCGGCUGGCCAGAUCUGUUCAACACCGGUGUCAUGGUUUUAGAACCCAAUAUGGGCGACUACUACGCCAUGAUUGCCAUGGCGGAGAGAGGAAUUUCGUUUGAUGGCGCCGACCAAGGUCUCAUCAACAUGCAUUUUGGUCAACGGUAUCAUCGAUUGAGCUUCACUUACAACGUCACACCAUCUGCACACUACCAAUACGUCCCCGCGUACCGACACUUCCAGUCAAGUAUUAAUAUGGUGCAUUUCAUCGGAUCCAACAAGCCAUGGUUUACUGGUCGAGACGCCCCUUCUAGCAAUAAUCCCUUCAGUGAGAUGACUGGACGAUGGUGGGCAGUCUACGACAGGCAUUACCGACAUCAGGAAUCUUCUCCCGACAAUGCCUCUUCAACUCCCCAGUAUGUCCAAUACUUCACAAAAGGAGAAUGGCACCCUCAACCGGCCCAUGCGCAGUCUUCUACCAGUGACCAUCACGAUCACAGCUCCAGUGUAGCUGAGGGUACGCAUCAUUCGGCUCCAGGUCACGAACACCAUGAAUCUCAGGGGGAGCGAGGCGCAGGACACCAGCAGCACUCGAAAGGAUCUAGGCACCAUGAAGGAUCGCACCAUGGCGGAGGAUCUCAUGAUAGAUCAGAUUCUGGUUCGGUUCAUCACGAUCACCAUUCUGCACCCCCUAGUGGUCAGCCUGUCUCAGCUCCUGGCCAACACCAUGAACAACACCACGGACAACACGCUUCUGAACAUCAGCACCAUCACCACGAAGAACCAAAGAACGAGCCACCCCCGAUUACGAUGCAUGAUUGGGAUGCUCAGAGACAUCCCCCUCCUGCUGAUUCGAAACCCGAAGCUAUGAAUUUUCCUUCCACUCACUACGAAAUGUCACGCGAUACAGCCCCAUUUAUCCCGCCUGAACGAUACCCAAGUCCACCAAAGAACAUGUGGUAUGAAGUACCGAAGGAGAAGCCAGCUCCUCGAUCAAAGCCAGCUCCGGAGAUCUUCCCGUGGGAACGCAACCGACCUCGUCCAACCAGAUCGUUUAUUGGGGAACCAGAACCAGUGCCUGAACCGGAGCCUACCCCUGGAGAGUCCGGCUCAGACCCUAGCACGGGGUCUACAACGCAGCUUUCAGUGAAAACUGAAGGUCUUACAGAGCCUUCCGAGGUGGCAACAUCGGGAUCUGGGGCGAAGAACGAGUCGAGUGCAUCUACUCCGAUAGUACAGAUUACUCCAUCAGACCCUUGGACGUCAUACACACGCACAAAUGCAUGGGAUGAGGUGCCUGAGAUCGAGCGGUACGUUGACCGCCUACAUGGUGGUCACCGACGUGGUAAGAGUUCGACAUCUACGAUAGGGCGCGUAAGGAGCCCAUCAACUGGUACAUGGAGAGACGAUCGGAGCAACUUUAAGAACCGCGGCCUGAAGCUCACCGAUUUCCCUAGCGCUGCAGAGCGCCCCAGCUUGCCGGUCACCCCGGCCCCUAUUCAACGGCACUCAUUCUGGGCAGGAGACGACGGGGAACACGAGGACGAAGCAGCAAAGAAGCUUCCUGAGGCUGAAGGCGUGCCUACGCAGUCUGACUGGGUAUGUGUGCAUGGGAGACGUUGGAGACCCGCGGACUGCCUGUGCGAGGUGACUGACUUGGUGCUGCAUCACCAGGAUCCGCUAGCACAGCUCCAGAAGCUUGCUAAGCAGCAAUCGGAUGCGUUGUUAAAGAAGCUCGGUGGCGAAGGGGACGAGGGUCGAGAAGGAGGAGUGAGUCGAGAUAUUCCAACACGCUCAUUGCCUUUUGGUUCAGGUGAUGUCAAGUCACCUACUUAUGUCGCGCAGUCCGCCGCAGGUGUGCUCAGCCCGCAGCCGGUAAAAGGCAAAAGGUCGGCAGGCAUCUUGCGUGACAUGAGCAGUGGCCGUCUCGAACCUGAAUCAACUUCGCAAUCGACUACGAUUCUCGAACCGAGCUAUGCCGGACCUGGCGCUGCCUGGGAGAAGGAUGAAGAUAUACCGCAGUUUGAGACACCGCUCCCACCUAAGGAGGAGGAGCUAGAUGCUCUCAACGCAUAG